Messenger RNA from Sphenostylis stenocarpa, 804 nucleotides. Lineage: Eukaryota; Viridiplantae; Streptophyta; Magnoliopsida; Fabales; Fabaceae. The record is from the annotation of a GenBank genome assembly.
AUGCGGCGGAGCAGUCCUGCAUACUACAGUCCUCCGCGGCGAGGAUACGGUGGCCGAGGAGGUGGGUCUGGUAGGAGGGGAUUCGGUGGAGGCAGGCGCAGGGACAACAACAAUGGAAGCCUCUUGGUUCGGAACAUUCCUCUCGAUUGCAGAUCCGAGGAACUUCGUGUUCCUUUCGAGCGAUUCGGACCUGUUCGCGAUGUUUACAUACCCAAGGAUUAUUACUCUGGAGAACCUCGAGGCUUUGCAUUUGUGCAGUUUGUGGAUCCUUAUGAUGCCUCGGAGGCACAGUACCAUAUGAACAGACAGAUUUUUGCUGGAAGGGAAAUAUCUGUUGUUGUGGCUGAAGAGACGAGAAAAAGACCAGAGGAGAUGCGCCACAGGACUAGAACCAGAGGACCAACAGGCUAUGGAGGGCGAAGGUCUUCUCAUUACGGGCGUUCUCGAUCUCGCUCAAUAACUAGAUCACGCUCACCACCUUAUCACUCUGGAUCUAGAAAUCGAUAUCGCUCAAGGUCCUAUUCUCCUGCUCCAAGACGGCAAAGUGAUUACUCUGUUUCCCCUAGGAGGCAACCAGAGCAUCCUAGAUCACCAAGAGGUCCUCCCAGGGAGCGAGAUGGUGAUCAGAAGCGUAGAUCAUUUUCUCCUGCAUAUGGCAAUGGUAUUGAACAGAAUCAAAGCAAUGGAUAUGCUGAGAAAUCUAUGUACAAGUCUGAGGCUGAUCGAGGCCAGUGGAAGUCAUCGAGAUCACCCCUUGGAUCUAGAUCAAGAUCUGCUGAACUGUCACCAAGGCGUGGAAGAUGA